Drosophila subpulchrella is the source of this 2420-nucleotide messenger RNA. Its product is annotated as ribosomal L1 domain-containing protein CG13096. Gene Ontology annotation, biological process: negative regulation of transcription by RNA polymerase II. The transcript is spliced from 2 exons. Lineage: Eukaryota; Metazoa; Arthropoda; Insecta; Diptera; Drosophilidae. Gene Ontology annotation, molecular function: promoter-specific chromatin binding. Gene Ontology annotation, cellular component: PRC1 complex. The record is from RefSeq and is a predicted model, not a curated record. Bases 91 to 2292 code for a protein of 733 amino acids.
GCGGCCACACUUCAGCAUAGCACGUGUAGUUUUGUUUUAAUUUAAAAAAUAUUUUUGCCCGGGAUAAUACGCAUCAGACGCCUAGUAAAAAUGGUUAAAGUACAGAAACCGCAGCCCAAGUCGCUGAACAAGAGCAACAGCAUCGAGGGCGUGGUCAAGAAGAAGGGCAAGCAGGAGAAGGCCAAAAAACUGCCCGUGGAAGCCACUUUGGAUUUGGCCAGCGGCAAAAAGGCGAAAAACGCGGUGGUGAAAAAACCAGAUGCCGCCAAAAAAGAGCCAAAGGCUGCCAAAAAGGAGGCUGAGAAGCAGAUCAAGUCAAAGGCGGCCAAGAGGCCUCUGAUUCUGGCUCCUCCCGAGUCGCCGGCUGCCCCUCCUCCAGCAGAAAAGAAGUUGAAGGGAAAGCCGGCUGCAGUGGACAAAAAGAGUGCGGCGAAGAAGCCCCUGAUCUUGGCGCCUCCCGAGUCGCCAGUGGCACCCAAAAAACAAGAGAAGAAAGCCAAGGCUGCUCCCGGAGCAGGCAAGAAGGAAGCCGCUCCAGCUAAGAAGCCUGUCCAGGAGCCAGCGCCAGUUAAGAAGCCCGCCCAGGCUGCUGUUCCUUCUAAGAAGUCAGCCCAAGCUGCUGCUCCAGCUAAGAAGUCAGCAGAGGCAGCUGCUCCAGCUAAGAAGCCAACAGAGGCAGCUACUCCAGCUAAAAAGGCAGCUGCUCCAGCCAAAAAAUCAGUGCCAGCUGCUCCCGCAGCCAAGAAAUCAGUUCCAGCUGCUGCUCCCGCCAAGAAAUCCCAGAAGCCCGCUGCUGAAGCACCAAAAAAGACUCAAAAACCCGCCAAGGAGGCACCUCAAGCCAAGCCAGCCAAGGCGCAGCCCGCUGCCCAGCUUCAAAAGAAGACCAAGCCAGUGCAGAAGCUCUCCAAGCCGGCCAAGGCACCCAAAUCUAAGAAACCCUUUAACAACAAGUCCAAACCCGGCCAGGCCAAAGGCAAGGCCAUCAAGAAAGAGCCCGUCAAGGCCAAGAAGCCCGUCGAACUCACCUUCGAACUGAAGUCCUUUGACGAGAAGAGGUACCAGGAGAUUGUCAGCGAGAAUAAUGUGACUAAAGUCUGCCAGGCCUUGAAGACUUUGGUGUCCGAGGAGGUGGCCAAGAAGAAGACUACCUCCAUCUUCACCGACUACCGCUACGUUCUGCAAGUGUGCAGCUACAAGAUUCCCAGCUGUCCCAAGCGCAUGGUCAAGUUGAACCUGAAGCAUUCGCUGGUGGGUAGCGAUGACGAUGUGGCUCUCAUUGUCCCCGAUCUGCAGCGUGGUGCCAAGUUUGACUCUGAUCCUACUAAGCAGCACUACGAGGAUCUGCUGCGCGAGGCCGGCGUGAAGCAGCGCUUUACCAUCGUCCCCUUCAACCAGCUGCGCAACGAGAUGGGCUCCUUCGAGGCCAAGCGCAAGUUCCUCAACAGCUACGACUACCUGUUGUGCGACGGUCGCCUCUCGGGCCAGGCCACGGCCUUUUUGGGCAAGAAAACCCAGAAGCCCAGAAACGUGCUCCAUCCCGUUCGUCUGAGCAAGGACAACGACAAGCUGUCGCAGGAGGUGACACGCGCUCUUUCCCGCACCGCAUUCAGGCAGCUGGCCAAGGGCGAUCUGUCAGCCAUUCCGGUGGGCAACCACGAACACAGCCCCGAGCAGCUGGCCGAGAACAUCCUGUUGGUGAGCAAGCAGCUCCAGCAGGUCUAUCCCGGUGGCCUGGCCAACAUCCGUUCGAUGUACCUUAGGAUCGACAUUACGGGCACCUCGGCGCUACCGCUGUAUGUCAGCAUGUGUGCACCGCCGGCGGAUACGCCCUAUGUGGUGGGUCCACGAGAGCAGCGCAUGCUUAAGCUGAAGAAGCAGGCCAACGAGGUGCUGUCCAAGUUUGCCAUGACCAAGGAUGCUGACUUCAUAAAGCUGACCAGGGAUCAGGUCAAGCGCAAGGCCGAGCUGCGCGAAGAGAAGGCCGCUUUGCUGGUCGCUGAUGCUGAUGCUGCUGCUGCCCCCAAGGACAACGAUGGCGAGGACACUGCUGUGCCCACAAAGAAGGCCCGCAAGGAUUCGAGCAGCGAGGGCGCCAAGGCCGAGGCAGAAUCCGAUGAGGAUGAGGAAGUCGAGGAGGCGGAGGAUAGCGCCGGCGAAAGCGAUGAGGAUGGCGACGAUACUGAUGGAGAUGAUGAUGAUGAAAAUGACGAUGAUGACGACGACGACGAGGAUGACGAUGAGGAAGAUGACGACGAGGAGGAUGAUGAUGAUGAGGACGACGAUGAGUAAAAAGCCAGUCUCAUUGCUCUUCGUUAGUUGUAGGUUUAUUUCUAUAUAUGCAAACAAAUUUUGCUAUAAUUCCGUUUGCAAUUUUUACAACAGUUUUAAGUAAUAAACGAAUGUUUUAAGUAUGGAAA